AUUUGCUUAAGUUGUUUAUUUUAUUUUAUUUUGUCUCUAAAGUUUCUUUUGGAGCAUUUAAUUGAAGAGAAAUUAUGGGUCAUUUGUGGACUUUGAUCACUAGUCUUCAUACUCUUGCUGGGCCUGUGAUGAUGUUGAUCUAUCCUCUGUAUGCAUCAAUAGUAGCUAUAGAGAGUACAUCUAAAUUGGAUGAUGAACAAUGGCUUGCUUAUUGGAUUCUAUAUUCUUUUCUUACACUUGUGGAGAUGCUUUUUCAACCCAUUCUUAAUUGGAUACCAAUAUGGUAUGAUGUGAAGUUGAUUGGUGUGGCAUGGUUAGUUUUGCCCCAAUUUAGAGGAGCUACUUUUAUAUAUGAGACUUAUGUUAGAGAAAAAUUAAUGAAGAAAUAUGGAGAUCAAGGAAAGUCAAACAAGAAAUCUGUUCACUUCAUGACUCAAAAGAAGGAGGAGGAUGAAGCUUACUGA
Molecule: messenger RNA, 464 nt
Organism: Solanum verrucosum
Lineage: Eukaryota; Viridiplantae; Streptophyta; Magnoliopsida; Solanales; Solanaceae
Product: HVA22-like protein e
Exons: 5
Coding region: 75-464 (129 amino acids)
Source: RefSeq, a predicted model, not a curated record